Molecule: messenger RNA, 5138 nt
Organism: Harpegnathos saltator (Jerdon's jumping ant)
Lineage: Eukaryota; Metazoa; Arthropoda; Insecta; Hymenoptera; Formicidae
Gene: ckn
Product: CRK like proto-oncogene, adaptor protein
Exons: 9
Coding region: 607-3012 (801 amino acids)
Biological process (GO): axonogenesis; cell surface receptor protein tyrosine phosphatase signaling pathway
Cellular component (GO): axon; focal adhesion
Molecular function (GO): protein phosphatase binding; signaling adaptor activity
Source: RefSeq, a predicted model, not a curated record
CUCUCUCUCUCUCUCUCUCUCAAGCGGCUCUGGGGACGCGCGCGAGUAAAUCUUGGAUCGGAGCGAGAUCGGCGGCGCGCACCACCGUCGUCGUCCAUUAACGUUACGCGCGUAAUCGUGCAGCGUCGCGAGAAGCGGUAUUUGCGCGAGCAAUGGCGCGAUCGUGUCGCGCCGUGGAGUCGACGACGUGUGCAUCGCAUAGAUGAUACAUCGGUGGCGGAGUCCUGUGGUAUGGUGGUAUUUAUCACGAGGUCGCGCGAGAGGAUCUACCAUCCGCGUUAUCACGACGGUGCAACGAGUAGCUCGACGACGGAUCUCGGACGCGAGCCGCGUCGUGAGCCGCCAUGAGACGCAUCAGCGAAAUGCCAGUUGUGUUGAUGGUGUCGAGAUGACGGUCUUCAAUGUCGAAUCACGAAAACGAGAUUAAAUUGCGACGACAACGAUUCCCCAUGUGCUUCAAGAUAGAUCGUUGCUCAGGCUAACUGGAUGAACGCGCCGUGCACUCUACAUUUCUACACGUAGAGGUGUCGCGACGGAAGCGCGGAGGUUGAUCGAGCUUAAGCUUGAGAAGAAGGGUCACGCUUUGGGCACGAGACGAAGUUGUAAAUGGCGAUCACCGCCGUAACCAACUGCCUGGGUCCCCCACCCUUGCCACCUGGCAAGCGAUUUCUGCAAAAGUCAUCGAAAAAGCUGUCGUCCACUUACACGAGUUUCCGCGAUCCCGCCUUAGAAGCUUGGCUACCUCGCGGGAUCCUCGAGAGCUCAACGGGGAGGAAAGUGCGUCUGGGCGAAGCAACCGCGGUCGCUACUAAGCAAGGUUUAUUCAAAAGUUGCUCCGAAGGCAAUCUAUUCGCGCGUGAAACGCGCUACGUCACGUCUCUGGACAAGUGCAUCAGGGCGAUCUAUGGGAGCUGGAAAAAUCUCUUGCAUCUUGGCGGUAUGAGCCGGCCGUCCAAAGCCGUGACCCAAGCGAAGAAAGUAGCACCACCGGCUGUACCAGACGUGUUUCGACACUCUGGUUCCUCUUUUGGCUCGGCUGGAUAUGCUAGCAGCGAGGAUAGCUGCUUCCUCUCCGGAAGCGGCCCUGGAGGUACGACGGACGAUGGUUCCUACGGGAUGCCAUCUGGAAAAAGUCCGGGACCUAUUUUUACCCAUCCUGGCUUCGCCUUCCCGCCGGUCGUCGGCAAAUACGCCCACGCCGAAGACCAAGGUAUCGACAUGACCCAGAGUCCCGGAAGAGAUAGUCCAGGUAGCUCGGGUUCGGGUUCCGGUUCUAGACAUUCUACGGCGUCAUUGGAUUCCGGAAGGGCGUCCGGAUAUCAUCUGGGACCCAGAGGACCCGGUGCUCUCGCCUCCUCUCCAAGGUGCUCCAUUAGCUCUCUCGGAAGUCAUCCCGACCGACCGGCGGAUCUCGAUGUUGUUCACGCUUGGUUAACCGAACUUCAAUUCGAGGAGUACUUUCCCUUGUUCGCUUCCGCAGGUUACGAUCUUGCCACUAUAACGCGCAUGACACCGGAGGAUCUUACAGCUAUAGGUAUUACGAAACCCAAUCACAGAAAGCGAUUGAAAGUGGAGAUAGACAAUUUGAAUAUAGGAGAUGGACUGCCGGAACACAUACCCGGCUCACUGGAAGAAUGGCUGAGGCUUCUCAGGCUCGAAGAAUAUCUCGGUGCUCUUCAUCAACAGGGUAUGCGAUCCGUCGAAGACGUGACGACUAUCACUUGGGAAGAUCUCGAAGACAUCGGUAUCGUACGUCUAGGACAUCAAAAGAAAUUAUUAUUGGCGAUUAAGAGAGUUAAGGACAUUCGCGCUGGCAAGCGUAUACAGCCGCUUGAUCUAGCACGCCUGCCGCCACAUCCUGGUCACACGCAGGACGUUGUUAUUCAACGUGGCGGGCCCGAUUUACCAUCGCCCGACGAGGAUUGCUCCUCGCCCGUACUCCGAUCUUUUCAAAGAGGCGGAAGCGACAGCGCUUCCGGCGCCGCUUGGAGAAGUAUGUACGCCGCGCUUCCAGUCGAUUACAAUACGGUCGGCCGUACUGGCUCCCGGGGAAAAUCGUUGGAGAGCUUGGAGGAUGCCCCUCUCGGUUAUCCUCCGUCACCGGCGCCUCCCUCGCAUCCUCAACUUCUCGAUUGGCGUCCACGUAGUUUCGAGGACGGCGACCUUACGCCUACGAACGAUGCUUCCGCGGUGGAUGCAGGUGGUGGCGGCGGUGGCGGUGGCGGCGGCGGCGGCGGCGGCACUCUACCACGACCGAGACAUUGUCUUGUUCGUCCGCGGCCUGUAGCCAAGGUCACCGCGACACCGGGUCAAUUCAAAUCCUUGCCGAGAGACUUCGACAACAAGUAUCAAUUAACUUACGGGCUUGAGAGUAGUCCGCACCUUCCAAAGCGAUGUCCUCCAUCGCCACCAAGGCGACAGAGUUCCAGAGACGCGACCGGCUCUUCCGUGGUGGGUGUAGCUGGCUCCGCAGUCGGUGACGUCGUGAUAGACUGCAGCGGGCCAGUGCCGACUGCUACGUGCGACGAUCAUCACAUUCACCAGCAUCAUCAUCAGCAUCACCAUUUGCUUCGUCAUCCGCCGCCGCCACCGCCGGCACCCACACCGGCACCUUCCACACCACCGCAACUCAAUCGGCCGCCUUCCUCCAUAUCACGCUCCUGGGGCAGCGUCAGUGUCAACGUUAACGAGGAGCACGAGCUAAUCGCUUCUCUCGCUUUACAGCAUCGUAACGGAUCGGACGCCAGUUUCAAGUCAAGUUCCAGUACCGAAUCGGACUCGUUGCCCUUCGCUAAUGAGAAUGCUGGCACGAUAAAACAAAGGGCUGGUCGAGCGCAAGAAUACGUGCCAGCCGGACCGAAUAGCGCUAUCAGCGGCCACGUAGUCAAUCAUCAUUCCAGUGGGAGUGAACCCGCGGACGUUUUAAACGAUAUCGGAAAUAUGCUUGCCAACCUCACGGACGAAUUGGAUGCCAUGCUCGAAGAGGAGAAACGUCAAGGCCUGAACUCAUAAUCGUCACUGCCUUCGUUUGCACUUUUUUAAUUGACUAAAGUUGCCAUAAAGAACGCAAACCAUGUCCAGUGACUUUUGUCUCUGACACAUGGGACAAAGACUCGAUUAGUGCGACGUACAUGAUAGUCGUGUACGCAGUGUAGAAGCGUUCCAAACGGAAUCCUAAAUAAUCGGGCACGAGUUGCGUAAGAGCCCGAUAAAUGUCUAAUCCUAGCGAUCCUAGGAACUUUCAAAGCUGUGUGUGUGUGUGUGUGUGUGUGUGUGUGUGUGUGUGUGUGUGUGUGUGUGUGUGUGUGUGUGUGUGUGUGUGUGUGUGUGUGUGUGUCCAUCUUGAAAGUUCCUAGGACACGCACACUCCACGCACCGCACACUCGUUACGUUUCUUCCUGAAGAAAAAAGACUUGACGAAUAACGUGUUGAAUAACAUCGCUCUAAUGGAUGGUAAUAUUCUGUUUCGUAUUGUACAGAUUACAGUUCGUACAUAGAACGUAUUCUCGCGCCUUUUAUACUUUGGUCCGAUCGCUCUCCUCUCUUUAUCCAAAAUAGAAAGCGAAAGCUUUGCUCUUGGAAAAUGGAAACGCAGAAUAUCAAGCGUGUAAGAUUUUCCGUAAGACUUCCAGACAGAUACAGUUGCAGCGCUCUUACAACGGCACUGCGCAACGCUCGAACGUUUUCUACUUCUUUCAAAGUAGUCGUAGUAUUGAUAUCCUCUUCUCUAUCCUUUUUUCCUUUUCGCUUUUUCCCUUCUUUCUUUUUUUCCUUUUGUAAGACGGAUAUGAUCACUAACGAAUGACGACAAAACUUACUAUUAUCUAUUUUGCGCAUGAUAAGUUUUACAAUCUAUAUAUGAAAUAUUGACGUGGCAAGGGGAGGGGGGGGGGGAAUCAAUUUCUUUAUAAGUAAGAGUUGCUUGUAAAUUGUAAAUGUAUAAUCUAUAUGAUUUAUGUACCGUCUACGAAACAUACUGUAAACUAUUCGGAAAGAAGCAGACGUAUCUUUUUUUCGUAAAAAGUGGUUUACAUUUGUAAGAUAUGAAAUAUCUCUCUCUCUCUCUCUCUCUCUCUCUCUCUCUCUCUCUCUCUCUCUCUCUUUCUGUAACACAAGUUCCUUUUCUUCUCUUUAAAAUUUUCGUUUCUGUCGACGUACUUACGUCAAUCUACAUUCCACUUACACGCUAUUUUUCAUUUCCGUCCUUCGUUAAAUCGAUAGUACGAUAAAGAUCGGAAUUUUUUAUUCACGAUUAUGUCACUCUUUGUUACAUAUAUGGAUAAUUGUAUCUUAUCGUCCAAAUGAAACAGCUCCGAACAGUUCCAUUAGAAAAAUUAGAGAUAUUUGUAGAGAUGUUAGAUGAUUACAAUGAUGGAAAAUAAUUAAGAUCUCCUUGCCUAUAUCGUGAUACGUGUGAUGCUUUUACGGAAGAUAUCACAAGAUGAACAAUGCCUUCCCUUCUAACGAGAGUUCUGUAAGAAACGCUAUCAAUCGCCGCGCAGAUAAAAUUUCAAUGCAAUACGAUUUAGUACAGAAGCACACGAAUAAUAUGUAUGCCAAUUAACAUUUUGUAUUAUUAUCCGUACUAAUGGAUAUAGAGACAUACAUAAUUCACUAUUAUUAUAUGAUAUACAUCCAGAUGCGUGAUUCAUUUGGAGAGUAUUCAUAUGUAUUAAAUCAAAGUAAUGAUAGUUAUAGGGUGGGGGAGGGGAGAAGAAAAAGGGGACGGAGCAUAGGGAAGAAGAUGAGUAACCGAGUCUUCAUUGAGAAUGGUGUUUCACUGGUACGUUGCAAGCUUUGAAUGUAGUGUUUUGCAAGAGACUUUUAUAAGAGGUACUUUAUAUAUAGCACAGAAAACAUUUUUUAUCCAUCCUCGCAGAAUCACGUUGCCAGAGAAACUUUUCAACAAGGAUUCAGGAAAUAAUAUCGCACAAAUCUCGUCUGACACUUUUAAUACUCCAUGAUAGCUGGCGAAGAUAUGCAUAUGCAUGCAAUAUACAUCUAAAGAUAUUUAUAUUAAUUUGUUAUAUAUAAUUAAUAUUUCAUUCACAAGUUACUUCCACCUUCACGUUAAAAGAUCACUGUACGUACCAGUUUGAACAAAACGCAAAAUGCAUAUUUUAUGGUGAAAUAUAUAA